Messenger RNA from Nicotiana tabacum (common tobacco), 1353 nucleotides. The record is from RefSeq and is a predicted model, not a curated record. Lineage: Eukaryota; Viridiplantae; Streptophyta; Magnoliopsida; Solanales; Solanaceae.
ACAGAGUCGUGCCAUUUGGAUUUAGAGUUCGAGGAGGCAGAUGAUGUGGUUUUUUCUGUUCUUGGUCCAAGAACUGUUUAUCUGACUGGUUACUAUGUGGGUAACAGUGGACGAGCAAAUGUAAACAGUGAUACAGAGUCGUUUGGGGAGGAUAUUGUAGAUACAGAAACAGGGGAAUCCUGCCACGGGACUGAUGAGGACGAGUAUGAUGAUAGCUUUAUCAAUGAUGGUGAACCAGAAACAUCCCCACCUUCACCUGCUUCAAGCAGCGGAGUUCAAGUAGACGAUGAGAACUUGUCAGACAAUAAGCUUCACAAACACAAUAGCAACCAUAAAAGGCUUAGGAAGAAGUACCAAGUAAGUGAGUCCGAAGAUGAGGAUAUCUUGCAGGACGCAGAUGAAGACAAUUGUCUCUUAUCUGCACUUAAGAAGAAAGCUGAUGUGAAGGCUAAAACAUCAGAAGAUAAUCAAAAGAAUGACAUACUAAGUGCUGAGGCUCCUCAUAGGACAGAAAAUGGUGGCACAGUGGAACAUGAAAAGGCAAAUAACCUUUUUCAGCUUGAGGUGGUACAUUUUAAGAUUUAUAAGAAAAUAAAGGGAUCGAGGAACGCUGUUUCAUUGCUCGCCUCUAGCAAAGGUUCUAACUUUCUCCCUGCUUAUUUUGCUCCUCUUAGUGAGCACAGACAUGAAAAUAGCAUUAAAUCGAGCAAGAAGAGGAAACAGCCUGAGGGCAAUAGUCGUAAACUUCUUGAAGCAGAUACUAGCAGUGAUGGGAAGGACAACAAAGAGGAUAACACAAAGCUGGUGGAUGCUGGGACGGCAGUGAUUAAUACGAAAGAUGGCAAAUUUGAUACUCUGGAGCCUCCAGCAGAGGAAGAUUCUAAACAUGGUCCAAAGUCAAAGAAAAGAAAACAUUCUGUGGAAGCCAAAUCUGUUGAAAGCCAUGAUACAAAAGCUGAUAUCACUCUUAAAGAGGGUAAACUGAAACAAGAUCCUCUAAAAGCUGGUCAGCAGGAUGAGGAUCCAAUUGCAAUUGCAUUAGAUGAAGAAGAUAAAAAACUGACAAUCAAUAAAAGCAUUGAUGGAAAAUCUGACUCCGUAGCUGAUGGGCACCAAUUGGAUAAGAAAAUUAAAAAGAAGAAGAAAAAGAAGACGAAGGCUCAGGAGGACUGUAUGGUUAACAUUGAUCUUCCGGUUCUGCAAGAGAAUGAAAUGAAUAGACAAUCCGUGGAUGUUGAGGACAAGAGUCUGAAGGUCAAGUCUACUGUAAUAAGGACUUUAUCUAACGGGUUGACCAUUGAAGAGCUUGCAACAGGUGAACCCGAUGGAAAAUUGGCUGCUCCAGGAAAGAAG